AUGUAUUUUAAUAAAGAAAAAAACGAGAAUGAUGAGGAAAGUAAAAGAAACAUAGUAAAUAAAAAUAUGAUGAAUCAUAAAAAUAAAAAAUAUGUUAGAAACAUAAAGCAAUCUGUUUACAAUAUUAAAUAUAUAAAUAAAUUUUAUAAACGUAAUAACGAUAUAAAAGUAAAAAAAAGUAACAAUGGGGCAACAUUUAAUAAUAAUUCAUUGAACUCAAACAAUUUAAAAUUAGAAGGUAAAAAUAAUCAACAAUCGCAUUUUAAUAAAAGUGCUGCAAAUAGAAAUAAUAAAGAAAAUACUAGAUUAAAUACUUAUAAAAAGAAUUAUUUUGAUCAAGAUAAUAUAAAUUAUAAUAGUUUAAUUAAUUCGCAAACAUCAGUUUGCUCUAUACAUAUUGAAAAAACAGAUGAUGAUAUUAAAAAUCAAAUAAAAUAUACCGAUUCUUAUUUAUAUAAUAAUGGAAAUAAUUUAAAUGAAAUUUCUCAGCAUAAUUAUCCUGUGUUUGUAGAAGAAAUAAAUUUUAAUGAAAAUUUGGUUUUAUUAACAGGUAUACUUAUUUUACCAACUAAUGAUAAAAUAUUUAAUAACUUAGAAUUUGAAGGGAAAACACAUCCAUCACCAAUUGAUUGCAAUUUAAGUAUUUAUGUUAAUGUUGUCAAUAAAUAUAAUUAUCAUUAUUUUAAACAGUUAUAUCCAGCUUCUUAUAAUUUUAAGAACAGAUUAUUAUUUGCUUCUUUGAACAAUUCUACUAUUGAUUCAUCACUCUUAAUAGAUAAAAUUAUUAUUAAAGGAUGUUUUAAAACAUUAUCAUUAAUUGUAUUAGGACAAUCAGAGGAAAUAAAUGAAGCAUUAAAAUAUUAUAGAGAAAAUUUCUAUGACAACAAUUUAAGAAGUAAAAUCAAUGAAGAAACAUUAGAUGUAGAAAAUGUAGAUUUGGAAAAAGAUGAUAUAUAUGCACCUAAAAAAUCUGUAGAUAUAAAGACAUAUAAUAUAAAUACAUUAAUGGAUGAAAACGUUAAUUGGAAGAAAUAUAAUGAAAUAAAUUGUUUUUAUCAAAAUUAUUUAUCAACAGAAGAUAAUAAUAAGGAAUUAUACGAAUUAGCAAAUAUAUUAGAGGAAGAAUUUAUAAAAAAUAAUUUUUAUGAAGUGAAUAAUUCAGAUAGCCAUUUAAAAAAUGAAUUAAAAAAAGACGAAACAAAUACUUCUUGUGAAAAUGACGUAAAGAAAAGCGAGCAAAUUUUAAUAAACAAUAGUAACGAUGAAAUGUGUGAAAAUAUUGAAAAUAAUGAAAAUAUUGAAAAUAAUGAAAAUAAUGAAAAUAAUGAAAACAUUAAAAGUAUUGAAAAUAACAAUAGAAAUUCUAUUGAAUCUAAAUUUGAUUUAGAUAAUGAAAAAAAACAUGUAAAUUAUUUCAAACCUCCAAGAAAUGAUUUGAUAAUAAAAAUAUUAAAUAUAUUUACUGAAAUGUAUAAAAAUAAAAAAGAAAUAAAUGAAAGUGAUAUUCUAAUAUAUAAAAAAAUAAUUAAAUAUGGAGCUUUGUGGAUAUUUUAUAUUUAUAAAAAUAUAAAAAAUAAAGAAGAGGAUUUUUUUAUAAAUUAUUCAAAAUAUAUGCAAAUUAAAAUUUAUGAUAUAUUGGGUUGUUUACUAAUAUUAAGAAGAUGUGCAUUAUAUUCAGAGUUAGCUAAAUAUAUAAUACAUAUGAACUUUAAUUCAGAUAUUUUGUACUUUGAUAAUAAAACUCCUCAUGUUUUAAUAUAUCUAAUUGAUAUGCUCCAUGUUAAUAAUAUUUAUUUUUUAUCAUCUUGGAAAAUUAAAACGUCAAUAUUAAAGACAAUUGUUGCUCUUAUUUCUAAUUCUUAUGUUAUGAACCUUUUUUACAAUUAUGUGGACGAAAAUAACGAAUCAUCAUAUAAAAGAUUAUUAAAAUUAUCAUCAAAUAACAAAAUGAAAAGGUACAAUAUUAAAAGACUACUUGGUAUAAUUAUGAGCAGAGUAAAACUUUUUGAAGAAAUUAAUAAAUUUGAAAGUAGUGUUAUAGAUAUAAUCUUAAAUAGAAGAAAUUAUGACAAAAUGUUAUUUAGCAAAAAAUUUAUUUCUAAAUUUAUUUACAACUUAAAAAGUGUCCAUAAAGAAUUAUUUCAACAUACUUGUAAUCACGAAAGUAAAAACAGUUGUUAUGAUGCACUAUAUGAGAAUGAAAUUUUUGUUUUUGAUGAGAAAAAUAAAAAGAAGAAUAAUUUUUAUUUACACAAGUUGCAUAAUUAUAUUAUUUCUUAUUUACAAAGAAAUCAGUUUUUUACACUUUUUCUUUAUAUUCUAAAGGAAUUUGAAGUUCAUAUAAAAAACUCUUUAUUUUUAAAUUCAUAUGAUAUUUGCUUUAUUACUGCAGUUAAUGACUUUUUGUUUUAUUUUCUGAACUGUUCAGGUGGAAUUAACUUGUUAAUAAAUUAUAACAUAUCAUUAUUUGAAAAUUUAUAUAAAAGUAUUUGUUUAAUUAUAAAUAGAAAAAUGAAAGAAUUAAAUGUUAACAUAAAUGACAAAAAUAAUAAUUUGAAUAAAUUAAGAGGUAAUGAUGAGAAUUGUACUGAAGCUAAUGAGCAAAUUUUUCAAAAUAAUGAAAAUAAGGAGGAUGAUAUCGAUAACUUAAGUGAUGACGAUUUUAAAAUAAAAAAUAAUGAAAAACAAUUAGGUUAUGAGUUUGAAGAUCCAUAUAAUGAAAAUAUUACAUUAAUGGAUAAAAAUAAAAGUAUAUCUUCAAAUGAUAAUAAAAAUAUUGUUCAUAUGAGUUACAGAAAUGAUAAUGUUAAUGAAUUUAUGCACACUACAGAUUCAUUAAAAACUAUUGAAAGUGAAAACACUGUAAAUAUAAAUAAUUCCACAUGUGAAAAUAAUAUGAAAGAAGAAAAAGAAUUAUUAAAUAGUUUAGAUGAUAUAAAUGAUAGUUUUAUUUAUAAUGAAAAAAACUUUUAUUAUGAUAAUUUAAAAUGUGUAUAUACUUAUAAUGACUUACUAAGAAAUAAAGAUAUUUCUGAGCAGUUUUAUUUAGAUGGAUAUAAUUAUAAAGAUAUUAAAAAUACUCGUAAUUAUUGUUCAUUUAUUUUAUGCUCAUUCAAAACUUUUUCAAAGGCAAAUUUAUUAAUUAAUAAUUUUUUUAACUCAGGAGAAGAGAUAUCAUUAGAAUAUUUAAAAUUUUUUAAUGUAUUAUGUUCAUAUCCCUUAUCUAAAUUGGCCCUAUACAAUAAUAAUAAUUUUUAUAAUUUUUUUCAUCAUAUUAUUUAUCUUUUUUAUUAUUUUAUAUAUUUGGAAAAUUUAUAUGAAAAUAAAAUGAAUGAAAAUACUAAAAAAAAAGAAAAAGCUGAUCACUGUAAUGAAGAAGAGGAAGAUAAUAAAGAAAAAAAAAAGGAUGAAAAAGAAAGAAAAAAAAAUUAUUCAAAAAAUAUAAAUAUAUCUAAUAAAAUAGAAGAAAAUGAUAACAAUUCAAAUGAAUUUAUUUUAGUAUCUAUUCGAUAUAUAUUAAAUAUUAUUCAUAACUUAAUAUUCUAUGAUGAAUCAGGAUAUUUUAUAUUUCAUUUUGGUUAUUCUAUUUUUGUAUGCUUAGAGGAAAUUAAAAAUAUUACAGGGGAAAUAAAAAAAAAAAAAGAUUACUCAUUUGGUACCCUAAAUUAUAAAGUUCCUAAAAAGAUAUUUUUAAAAGAUUAUAUAAGUAAUGAUAAAUUAUUUUAUAGAUAUUUUUUUCGUUUGUACGAAAAUUUAAAAAUUUUAUAUAUUGAUUUAUAUAAAUUUGAAAAAAAGAAAUUUAAUGAAAUGGAUAUUAAUAAAAAAAAAGAAUCAUAUAAGGAAAGCAUUUUUAACAUUUUAAAUAAAUAUAAUCAACAGUUAACAAAAAGUUACUUAAAUAAAACAAGUGAUGCUGAAAAAAAUAGAAGUAUUAACAAUGAUAUUGAUAAAAUAAAACAAAGCUUGUUUAACAAUGAAGAAAUUUUUAUAAAUUUACUUCCAUUAAAGUCCAAUUAUGUUCCUAAUGUCAGCAAAAUAAUUGAAAGUUGUAAAAUAGAAAAAGAUAAGUAUUUAUUGAAAAAAUCAAAGGAGUUAAAUAACUAUAAUUGUAAAUUGAACAAUGAUAUAUAUAUAAAUCAGUCUUCAAAAAAUUGUAUACGAUUAGGAAGUACAAAUAACCAAUAUGUAGAAUUAUUAGAAGAGUUGGAUGAUAAUCCUGGUAAUAAUCUAAGCAAAAAACUUGAUUCAUAUCCAUUUUUAUCUUUGAAUUUAUUAUAUUAUUACAUGAAUCUAUGCUAUAAUAUCAAUUAUUUUAUGAAUAUAUAUGAAGAUGAAAAAGAGGAACAAAAUCAAGAAAAAGAAUUUUUUUUUAUUGAUAAUUCUGGUUUUUUUUAUAAUAAUGACUUUGAAUAUAGUAAUUAUAUAUGUAUAAAAAAUAAUAAAAUUGAUGAAAUAAACAAACCAAUAAAAGAUACUUAUUUUAUUAAAAAAAAAAAUAUAGGAAGCAAAAUAUUUAAUGAGGAAAAAAAUUACUUAAGUAACAGUGAAAAAGAAAUAUAUUCAGAUGAUUAUUUAAAUUCUAUAAAUUACAUAAAUAAAUAUGACCACAACAACUUUAAAAAUAUAGGGACAGUUUUAUAUCAUGAAAAUAACUUAGAAUUUUUAAUAAAAUUAAUAUCAAAAUCAAUAUUUUUCUUAAAUGUAAAUAUUUUUAAAUUAGCUUUAUUGAAUUUUAACAAAUUAAGUGGAAGAAAUCUCUACAAAAUUUUGAAAAAUAGAUUAAAAAGUAUAUUUUUUGUUAAAAGUGUUUUAAAUGUUCUUUUUAAUUUUUUUUAUAAUUUAACAUAUAAUAGUAAUUAUAUAACAUUGAAAUCAUAUAGAAAUAACGAAUUAUUAUAUUCCUUAUUGUAUUUACUAGCUAAAUUAUUAAGUUUUAAUGAUUGGCUUGGAUCAAAUAAUAUAUCAGAAUACAAUCAUCAUUCUUCUAUUUUUGUGUUAAGAUAUAACAUAAUAUAUAUUUUAAGAAUAUUUUACAUUUGGUUUAAUAAAACUUCAGAUAAUCAAUCAUUUUUAUUUCGUUGUGUUUUAAAAUAUACAAGAUCGUUGCCAUCAUUCAGUACAGCAGGUAUGCUUCUUAUUUUAACAUUUUUUAAUUUCAAAAACAUUUUUCCAGAAUACAUUUAUUCUUUUUAUAUUACUAAUAAUUUGAAAAAAAUAUGUUAUGAUAAUGUAAAGAAUAAGGUAGAAAAUAAUGAAAGUAAUGAUGAAGAAGAGGAAGAAGAAGAAGAAAUGUUAGAGGAAUCAGAAUUAGAAGAAAGAGAAGAAUAUGAAUCAGAACACGAAACAGAACAAGAAGAAACAGAAGAUUAUGCAAAACAGGAAAAAAGUGAAAAUGGAGAAAAAAAUCAUGAUAAAUAUAGAGAGCAAGAGAAUAUAUAUUCAUAUAAUAUCAAAGAAGAAAACAAAAAAAAAAAUGAAGAUAAUAACAUUAGAGAGAAUGAAGAAAAAAAAAACGAAAAAGAAAUAAUAAAUAAUGAAAUGAAUAAUCAAAUAAAAGAAGAAAAUGAACAUCCAAAUAAUACAAUUGAUGAUGAUUUAUAUAAUGAGCUUUACGAAGAACAAUGUGAUAAUAAAUAUAAAUAUGAAGUGUUAAAUGAACAAGAAAAAACAAAUUAUGCAGAUAUUCCAUCUAGUGAUAAUACAAAACAUAAAUUUGAUGAGAAUAUCAAUUCUAUCAAAAGUAUACAAAUAGAAAAAGACAAUAAAUUUUUAGAAUAUGAAUCUUCAAAGGAAAAUGAAGAAAAAGAAAAUAAGAAAGAAGAUAAAAAUAAAAUGUUGAAUAAUAAAAAAUACGAUAAUAAUAAUAAUAGUUUAAAUAAUUUAAAUAUUAAAAAUGAAAGUGGAUAUCUAAAGGAUGAUAAAGAUAUAUUUAAUAAAAGUAGUACAAUUCUAAAUAAUAUUAAUAAUAAUAAUAAUUAUAUAAAAGAAAAAAGAAAAUUAAAUAAUUCUUCUAUUAUUAAAAAUAAUUAUAAUUAUGACAAAUUAACCUUAUAUAAAAGAAAUUAUGAAAUAUUUAAUUAUUAUUCCAACAUUUUAAGUAACCAUAGUAUUAAUUAUUUUAGUGAUUUAGAAGAUGAAGAUGAAGAAGAUAGAGAUAAUGAAGAGAAAAAUGAGGAAUUAAUAGAAAAUAAAAUAAAAGAAAGUGCUAACAAUAACAUUAUUAAAGAAAAAAAAGAUGAUUAUAAAGGAAAUUUAAAUAAAGAAAAAGAUUUAGAAAAAAUAGUUUUGUAUUAUAAAAUAAGUAAUCCUUUUAAUAUUGAAAAAAGUAAAAAUUUAUAUUUAUGUUGUUCCAUAAAUAUAAAAAAAAAAAUUAUGAGUGAAAAACAUUGUGAGCUUUUUCGUGUUUUUAACUUAAAUUAUUCCUCUGAUGAUUAUGAAGAGGUAUUUUAUUCUGAUAAUAAUAAGAAAUCAAAUGAUAAUUAUGUUUCUCUGAUCGGUAAUUUAACAAUUAACUUGAAAGAAUUAAAUGAAAAUGAUAGUAGUAAUAAUGAUACAAAUAACCAAACAAAUUAUAAUUUUUUAGACGAAAAUACUUUAAAAAAUUAUAUAGGAAAUAAAAUUAAAGGAAUAAGUUUUUUAUCUACGGAUAAAAUUUAUAAAAAUAAAAUAAUUUUAAGAGAUUUUUAUUAUGAAAAUAAUGAUGAUAAUUUUACGAGAGAAAAUAUAAAUAAUUCUUUAAGGAAUAUUGACAAAAAAGAGAGCAGUUAUAUAAAUUAUAAAAGCAUAACAGAAGAUAAAAACAAUAAAGAAAAAUUAUGCAAUAAUAAAUCAGAGUGUGUUCCUUCUCCAUUUUCCAUUAAAAACUUUUUCCAAGAUAAUGAUGAAAUACAUUAUGAAAAUAUCUUAAAUAAAUUGAGAAGAGAAGAAUAUUUAUUUGAUCAAAAUAUUAAUAUAAAUAGCUUAAAGGAAGAAGAAAAAGAAAAACUAAAUUUAAUUAGAAGAGAAUUAAAAAUUAGAGAAUACACAAAUUUUGAAGAUUUUUGUGAUUAUAUAAAUUUUAUAAUAAGAAUAAGCAAAAGUAAUAAUGUUAUUGGAAAAUGUUUAAGUGCAUAUUGUUGUGUUAUAUUUAUAAAUCAUAGAAUACCUAUAUUUUCAAUUUUAUUUGAAUAUGUUCGUAAAAUAAUUAAUAAUUUAAAGAAUUUAAAUUCAUUUAAUAAAGAUAAUGAUGGUAAUACAAGUAUAUGCAUGAAUAAAAUUAACUAUUUUUCUUUUUUUUCUUAUAAUAAUACCCAAUCAAAUAAUGCUUACUACACAUAUAAUCAAGAGAUAUAUCAUCUUAAAGAGCUUUGUAAUAUAUUUUCAUUUAUUUUAGACAUUUUAAAAAUAUGUUUUUUCAAUAAUUAUAAAAAUAACUACAACAAAUUAAUUAAGCUGUUAUAUUUUCCAUCAAAAAAAUUAUUGAACAUAUUAUACAAUAUAAUUAAAACUUUAAAAAAUAUUUUCCCUCAAGAACUUAUUAGAUUUAUUAUAAAAUUAUCAAGCACAAUUUUUCAUGGAUAUAUUUAUGUUCUUUUUAUAUUUUUCAAUAAACAUAACAUUUUACAUAAUGAAGACAAUUUUAAAAUAACAUGUUCAAAGGAGGAGGAUACUUAUAAAAAUUUUGAUAAUAAUAGUAAUAAUAACAUACUAUAUAUUAAUAAAGAAGUUUAUUAUAAAGAAAAAGAAUAUUUUAUAAAUCAAAGUAUGGAAGAAAAAAGAAUUAGCAAAUAUCAGAAUCUUAAUAAAAACCAUAAAAUGAAAAUAUUAUUUUCAUGUCCUAAUUACAUUAAAUAUAUAAAUUUUUUUAUUAAUUAUUUUUUUGAAUUAAUUAAUACAAAAAAUAUUGUUGAUAACAAUAAUAAAGAAAUACUUUAUAAAUAUGCAGAUUAUGUUGAUAUAAAAACUGUCAAUCUUUGUUUAAUAAAUAUCUAUGAAAUAAUAAAAAAUAAAGUUUUAUAUUUCUUCACCUUUUUUAAUACAGAAAAAAAAUUAGUUAAUUUUUUUUUUAAAUAUAUACAUAAUUAUAAAGAUAAAAUGAAAAGGAAAACAGUUUUUCAAAAACAUUAUAACGUCAGUAUGGAAGAAUAUAUUGAAAACCACAAUAAUGAAAAUAUAUAUAUUCAUAUAAAUGAUUUUUGCUUAAAAUUAAAUAAGCAUAUUAAUAUAGGAAAGUUAUUAGAAUUUUUUUCUUUUUAUUUUGAUGUUAUUGAAGAAACGAAUUAUAAAAUUAUUGAAUUAUAUGAAUAUAUAAGUAUUAUAGACAUAAUAUUAAAUAUAAUUAUGAGAAUAAUAAACUACAAUUUUAAUUCAUUAUUUAUUCUUAUGAAUUUAGUUCUAAAUGAUAAUUCUUUUAUCAUGAAGUUUUUAAAAAUUAGACCAAAUAAAAAUAAAUGUGAAAAUCCAGAUGCAUUUCAAGAAAAAAAGAAAAUUAGUUAUAAAAAUGAAAAUAGUAAAAGAAAUUCUGAUUAUUUAAAUUUUGUAGAAGAUUUUAAAAAUAAUUUCUUAAAUAAUUUAUUAAAUAGUUUAAAUAAUUUACACCUCUUUAUAAUCAACGCAAUUGAGAAAAAUUACGAUGAAGAUACAAAUAAUACAAAACAAAAAGAUUUAAUAAAUAAAAAAAAAAACGCAGAAUUAUCACAAACUCCUGGUAUUAAUUCAAAGGAAAAAACAAAUAUUGAAAUUUCAAAUCAAAAUGUCAAUACAAAUCAGAACAGUUCAUUUUAUAUUUUAUCUAAAAUUAUUUUAAGUAUAAUUGACAAAUUGAAAUCAAUUAAGAAAAAAGUUAUCAGUUUAAAUGUUUCGUUUGUUUCAAAUAUUACUUUUAAAAAUUUUCUUUUAUUUGCAUGUUAUGACUUAAAAGAAUUAAAUAUUUUAUACAAAAAUCAAGAUAUAAAGAAGAAUGGUAGAAUUAGUUUAGAUAAAAAUUCUCAAAGUUGCGAAAUACCUUCAAAAAGAAGAAAAAAAAAAGAAGAAGAAGAAGAAGAAAAAAAAAAAAAAAUACUAGAUAACACUAUGAAUGAUAUUAAAACAGACAUAAAUAAAAAAAUAGAAAAUAAUAAUACUGAUGAUACCUAUAUUGUUAACUCAUAUAAUGUAGAUAAGCAAGAUGAGAAUGAAUUGAACAACGUUGUAAAUGAAAAUGAAUUAGAUAAGAUUGAUUUAAAUGAUAAUAUUUUAAACGAAAAUAGUAUUAAGAAUAGUAUAAAUGAAAAUGAUACAAAUGAAAGUACUGUAGACACAAACAUAUUAAAUAGUAUCUCUGUUAAAGAUGUUAAAACAAAAGAUUAUACUUUUUUUUUUGAAAAUCUUUUCAAUGAUAUUAAUUUAACUAUAAAUAUUAAGUAUUUAUUUAGUAAAUUAAGUGAUAUUUUCUUUUCAAAAAGUAUAUUAAAUAAAAUUAUAAAAGCAUUUGAAUCUCAUCAGCAUUUAGAUAAUAACUACUUAUUAACAAUAAAAAAUAUUAACUCAAAUAAUUUAAUACCAUCAAUUAAUAAGAAAUUAUAUGAUCAUUGUUCUCAUUUACUUUGUGAUGUUCAAUCUAAAAUAUAUUUGAAUGAAAAUGAUGAAGAUAGAAAAAGCUUCACAUUAUUUAAUGUCUCUCAAGAAAAUAAAUCGAAAGAAAUUGAUGAAAGUCAUUCAUUAUAUAAUUAUAUAAGGUUAUUAAAAGAAGAAAAUAAUAAGCUACAAAAAAAAAAAAUAGAUUUAAAUACUCAACUAAUGCAAUCAAAAGGUAAGCAGUUCAAGAGAAUUGAUAAAAAUACAUUUGAAGAUCAUUUCAGAAAUAGAAAAACAUUAUCAUCAAGAGCUCCAUCUAAACACGUUGAUGAUUAUGAAGCUACGAAUGCCGCUAUAAAUUCUACCACUAACAAUAAUGCCACGAAUAAUAGUAACAAUGAAAAUGACGAAACAAAUAACGAAAAUAAUGAAAAUCUUGAUUCAAAUAAUAAAAAUAAAUUUAAUAAUUCUAUAAAUAAAAAUAUAAGUAAUCAAGAUAAUAAAACAACUAAUACAUUAAAUAAUAACCUUAAUAAAAUAAAUGUUAAUAAUAUGAAUAAUUGUAAUGAUUUUAUUCCUAAUAUAAGCAAUGAUAAUACUACUAGUAUUUCAAAUGUAAAUAACUUAAAUAUUAUUAAAAAUGAAAAUUAUAAUAAUACUUUAAAUAAAAAUAAUACAACAAAUAAUAUAACUAAUAAAGUAGGAAAUGAUGUAAAUAAUGAGAUGAGACAAAAUGAUUCAAAACAUACAGAUAAUUCAAUUAAAAUGGUUCCUAAUAAAGCUAAUAUGUUAAGAAACGCUAAAAAAUUUCAUAACUCAAAUUAUGUUAAUAAAGAAAAUUAUAAUAAUACUGCUACUACUCCUACUCCUACUUCUAAUACUAAUAAUGAUAAUUAUAGUAAUGAUAACUAUAAUAACCAAAAUAACAAUCACAAUAAUAAUUAUGACAAUUAUAACGAUGAGAGCUAUAGUAAUGAUAAGAAUUAUGAUAAUAUUAAUAAUUAUAAUAAUAACAUUAAAAAUCAUAACAGUAACUAUAAUUAUGAUAAUGAUAUACCAAAUAAUGUAGGCAUUGAUAAUAUUCAUUCAUCCAACUAUUCAUUUAAUUUAAAUAACACAAAUACAAAUACUUCUAUAGAAAUAAAUAGCAAUAUUAAAAAUGAUAUUAAUAAUAAUCAAAGCAUGAAAACACAUGAUUAUAGUUUAAUAAAUAAUGAAAAUUCAAUAAAUGCAUUAAAUAUGAAAGGUCAUCAUAAUGUGAUGUCUGAUGUUAAUUCUCCUUUUUUUAAUUAUAAUAAUAAUGAUAUCAACAAUAAUAAUAAUGUAGAAGUUAAAGAUAAUAACAAUAUAACAAAUGAUACUAAUGGUGUUAAUAAUUCACCAAAUUCUAAAUAUAUAUCUUCUAAUAAUUUUGAUAUAACUCAUAACCGUUUCUUUGAUUCUCCUAAUUUGAAACAUGUAAAUAAUAAUACAGAUCAUAAUAAUAUAAAUAAUAAUAACAUAAGUAAAAAUUCUAAUAAUGAAAGUAAAGAAGCAAAUGAGUUAAAUAAAAGUUCUAAUUUUGAUGAUUGUGAUUGUUAUAAAUUCAAUGUUUUAGGAUGGAAAGAAUUUUCUCAAGAUGGUCAUAAAAAUGAUUUAGAUGUUUGUAAAAUUGUUAAUAAACCAGUAUUAUUAAGAGAUCCACGUAUAAAAAUGAAAUUUCUUAAAAUUUUAGAUAGGCAUAAAAAUAUAAAAGAUAUAUUUAAAAGACUUGGAGUUGAUAUCAAAUAA
Messenger RNA from Plasmodium gallinaceum, 11304 nucleotides. Its product is annotated as conserved Plasmodium protein, unknown function. The record is from RefSeq and is a predicted model, not a curated record. The coding region runs from base 1 to 11304 and encodes 3767 amino acids. The transcript is spliced from 4 exons. Lineage: Eukaryota; Apicomplexa; Aconoidasida; Haemosporida; Plasmodiidae.